UUGACUGACAUUUGACAGUCUGUUGUGUACGGUGGUGGUGUGGUGUUAACGGGUUGUCAACUUGUAAACUUGUUAAUUUGUAACAUUACACAAUGGAUUCUUACGAAAGUGUUUUACUCGUGAAACCGGAAGUAUUCGUCUUCAACAUACCCCCCAGGUCUUCCAACAGAGGCUACAGAGCUGCGGACUGGAACCUAGCCGAGCCUUCAUGGACGGGCCGCAUGCGAUUAAUCUCGAAAGGCAACGAAUGUGCAAUCAAACUAGAAGACAAAAACAGCGGCGAACUUUUCGCGAAAUGCCCCAUCGAAACAUAUCCAGGCGUCGCCAUCGAGCCCGUCACAGACUCUUCCCGGUACUUCGUUCUUCGCAUCCAGGACGACAACGGCAGAAUGGCUUUCAUUGGGAUCGGGUUCGGGGAUAGAUCGGACUCGUUUGACUUGAACGUGGCGCUGCAAGACCACUUCAAGUGGCUCAAGAAAGAGAAACAGAUUAGUGAGGAACCAAACAAACCGGCGCUAGAUUUAGGGUUCAAGGAAGGCGAGACUAUUAAGAUAAACAUGAAAAUCACUAAAAAAGAUGGGUCUGAAGGUAGUUCACGGACUAAGUUGAAAUCUGGGAAUGGGGGCGGGCUGGGUUUGUUGCCGCCUCCACCCAGCGGGAAAUUACCGGCGCCUCCUGGAAGCUCGCCGGCUGGCUCUCCAGCGCACGCACCUAAAGUUGACAACACCACUGGGGAAUCAUGGGGUGAAUUUGCCUCUGCACAAGGAAGUGCUACCACACCAGUUCCUCCAUCAGCAAAUAGCAAUUGGGUACAAUUUUAAUUCUUGUAAGAUAGAUGUUAUUCUACUGUUAGUUGGUAGAUCUUCUCCAAGUAGUGAAUCUAGUGUCUGGUAACAUGUUGUGAUUCACUGCAAUAUCAUUUCUAGAAGAAUGAAUCAUAUUUUUAUUGCAGAGAUACUGUAUUAUAUUGUAUAGUGAUAACUAUAUAUACACUAAUAUUAUGACAAUGUGGAGAUUUAUUGUUUAAAGUUAAAGUAUAAUAUAUUGUGCUUAAAUAUUAUAGUAUUUAUAAGAGUUAUAACUUAUUGAUGUAUCAAAACAUUUUUAUUACAUGUUUUCUUUCACUGUUUGAAUUAAGUCGACUGUUGAACAAAAUUAUGCACAUUCCAAAUGUUUAGUUUAGAAGGACUAGAACCUUCCAAUAUUAAUAAAAGCGUUUUCAGUUA
Zophobas morio is the source of this 1226-nucleotide messenger RNA. RefSeq names its product NECAP-like protein CG9132. The transcript has 5 exons. Gene Ontology annotation, biological process: endocytosis. Lineage: Eukaryota; Metazoa; Arthropoda; Insecta; Coleoptera; Tenebrionidae. The coding region runs from base 93 to 821 and encodes 242 amino acids. The record is from RefSeq and is a predicted model, not a curated record. Gene Ontology annotation, cellular component: membrane; clathrin vesicle coat.